CUCAUUCAUAGCUUUCAAGCCCUUUACCUCUGAUAAACUUUCUCAGCUGUAGACACCGAAGAGUGAAAUGGCUAGGCUCCAGUGAGGUGUGCAGGGACUAGACGACUGAUUGGUUCUUACCGUAAAAAGCUACGGGAUGCCAUUUCUGCAGACCCCACCCCAAGAAUCCCGAAGCUCUUUUUAACCCAAUAUGUCAUUUUCAGAAUGAGUGGCUUCGCACUUUGGGGAGGUGUCCUGACUCUUAGCCUAUUGCUGCUAUCAUUUUUUACCCUCUUGCCACAGAGUUUCCUCACUCUGUGUGGCAUACAGAGCUUGGAGUCUAAACUAAUAACAUGUAAUUUAUUGUUGUGAAAAUAACACACACUUUUUUUUUCUAAGCUAGACUAUCAACUGACUUCAUGAUUAUUUUUUAGAGAAGCUACCUAUCUCACUUAUUCUCAAUAUGACAAGAAAAAGAAGGCAAAAAUGGAAUACUCUUAAAAUGAAUAGGAUAUCUUUGUCAAAAAGUCUAGCUGGGUAUGGUGGUGCAUACCUGUAACCCCAGCAUUUGGGAGGCUGAGGCAAGAGGAUCUUGAGUUCAAGACUAGCCUUGGCUACAGAGUAAGACGCUGUCUACAGAGUGAGACUCUGUCUACAAACAGACAAUUGAACACAAUUUAGUUGAUUAAAUUCAAGUCCCCUUUCUACAAACAAUGACCUAUAAUACACAUUUUUUUUAUUGUACUGAAUUCUCUCACCAGCUCGAUAUGACAUCAUGUAAAAGGAACAUAGGCACAUAGAAAUAAAUUCUAUCUUUGUGUGUGUGUGUGCUUGUGUGUGCUCGCGGCUCUACAUGCACAUUUCUUGGGGAUCGUGUGGAAGUCGGAGGAUAACUUUUGGAGUCCUCCCUUUCCACUUCGUUGAGGCAGAGUCUCAAGUGCUGCAUACUCCAGGCUAGCUGACCAACUUCAGCCGGUUCGCCUAUCUAUCCUCCCUUGCUGUGUUAGGGUUGCUGGAUUGACAGACAGACGUUCCAGUUCUUUCCUGGCUUUGCUGGGAUCCUCAGGCUUCUGCCACAAGUGCUUUUACCUUUUGGACCAACUCCUUGGCCUUAGAAAUAAAUUACAUCUGCCAAAUUCAAGGCUUUACAUUUGACACCUCACAUCUAUAUGCCUUUUUAAAAAGGAUUGGAUGGUGAGAAAAGGAAAGAUUCCUGUGAGAAGAGAUCAGGAUGAACGGAGAGAUGUGUGCUUAAAGUUGGGCCAGGUGAAAAUGAUCUCUUUGAAAGUAGAAGAGAUCUGAGCAGAUGAAAAUACCAUCAGGAAGAUGCAACAUGGCAGCAGCAAUGGAAACAGAGCAGCUGGGUGUCGAGAUAUUUGAAACUGCAGAGUGUGAGGAGGGAAAUGGUGAAUCACAGGACCGACCCAAACUGGAGCCUUUUUAUGUCGAACGGUAUUCUUGGAGUCAGCUGAAAAAGCUGCUCGCUGAUACCAGAAAAUACCAUGGCUACAUGAUGGCUAAGGCGCCACAUGAUUUUAUGUUUGUGAAGAGGACGGAUCCGGAUGGGCCUCACUCAGACAGGGUCUAUUAUCUUGCCAUGUCUGGUGAGAACAGAGAAAAUACACUAUUUUAUUCUGAAAUCCCUAAAACUGUCAACAGAGCAGCAGUCUUAAUGCUUUCUUGGAAGCCUCUUUUGGAUCUUUUUCAGGCGACACUAGACUAUGGGAUGUAUUCUCGAGAGGAAGAGCUACUCAGAGAAAGAAAGCGCAUCGGAACUGUGGGAAUCGCAGCUUAUGAUUACCACCCAGGAAGUGGAACAUUCCUGUUUCAAGCUGGUAGCGGUAUUUACCAUAUCAAAGAUGGAGGACCACAUGGAUUUACACAACAGCCUUUACAGCCCAAUUUAGUGGAAACUAGUUGUCCCAAUAUACGAAUGGAUCCGAAACUAUGCCCUGCUGAUCCAGACUGGAUAGCUUUCAUUCACAGCAAUGAUAUUUGGAUAUCAAACCUCGUAACCAGGGAAGAACGGAGGAUCACCUAUGUGCACAAUGAGCUAGCCAACAUGGAAGAGGAUCCCAGAUCAGCUGGUGUAGCCACCUUUGUUCUUCAAGAAGAAUUUGACAGAUACUCUGGCUACUGGUGGUGUCCCCAAGCUGAAAGAACUCCUAGUGGUGGUAAAAUUCUUAGAAUUCUCUAUGAAGAAAAUGAUGAAUCUGAGGUGGAGAUUAUUCAUGUAACGUCCCCCAUGUUGGAAACAAGGAGGGCAGAUUCUUUCCGGUAUCCUAAAACAGGGACAGCAAACCCAAAGGUCACUUUCAAGAUGUCCGAGAUAGUUGUUGAUGCUGAAGGAGGGAUUAUAGAUGUCAUAGAUAAAGAACUGGUUCAACCUUUUGAGAUUCUGUUUGAGGGAGUUGAAUAUAUUGCCAGAGCCGGAUGGACUCCAGAGGGAAAACAUGCCUGGUCCAUCCUGCUAGACCGUUCCCAGACUCACCUGCAGAUCGUUCUGAUCUCCCCUGAGUUAUUCAUCCCAGUAGAAGAUGAUGCCAUGGACAGACAGAGACUCAUAGAGUCAGUUCCUGACUCUGUGACGCCACUGAUCAUCUAUGAAGAAACAACAGACAUCUGGAUAAAUAUCCACGAUAUUUUUCAUGUUUUUCCUCAAACUCAUGAAGAUGAAAUUGAGUUUAUUUUUGCCUCUGAAUGCAAAACAGGUUUUCGUCAUCUGUAUAAAAUCACAUCCAUUUUAAAGGAGAGCAAAUAUAAACGGUCCAGUGGUGGACUACCUGCCCCAAGUGAUUUCAAAUGUCCUAUCAAAGAGGAAAUAGCAAUUACCAGUGGUGAAUGGGAAGUACUUGGUCGGCAUGGAUCUAAUAUUUGGGUUGAUGAAGCCAGAAAGCUGGUGUACUUUGAAGGCACCAAAGACUCUCCUUUGGAGCAUCAUCUAUACGUGACCAGUUAUGCAAACCCUGGUGAAGUAGUGAGGCUGACUGACCGUGGCUACUCACACUCCUGCUGCCUCAGCCGGCAUUGUGACUUCUUCAUAAGUAAGUACAGCAACCAGAAGAAUCCACACUGCGUGUCCCUCUACAAACUCUCAAGUCCUGAAGAUGACCCAGUUCAUAAAACAAAGGAAUUUUGGGCCACCAUUUUGGAUUCCGCAGGUCCUCUUCCUGACUAUACCCCUCCAGAAAUUUUUUCUUUUGAAAGUACUACUGGAUUUACACUGUAUGGAAUGUUGUAUAAGCCUCAUGACCUACAACCUGGAAAGAAAUACCCCACUGUGCUCUUCAUAUAUGGUGGUCCCCAGGUGCAGCUGGUGAACAAUCGGUUUAAAGGAGUCAAGUAUUUCCGCCUGAACACCCUGGCCUCCCUGGGCUAUGUGGUUGUGGUGAUAGACAACAGGGGAUCAUGUCACCGAGGGCUUAAAUUUGAAGGCGCCUUUAAAUAUAAAAUGGGUCAAAUAGAAAUCGAUGAUCAAGUGGAAGGUCUCCAGUACCUAGCAUCUCAGUAUGACUUCAUUGACUUGGAUCGAGUGGGCAUCCACGGCUGGUCCUAUGGUGGCUACCUCUCUCUAAUGGCGUUAAUGCAGAGGUCGGAUAUCUUCCGGGUUGCUAUUGCUGGGGCCCCAGUCACUCUGUGGAUCUUCUAUGAUACAGGAUACACAGAGCGCUACAUGGGUCACCCUGACCAGAAUGAACAGGGCUAUUACUUAGGAUCUGUGGCCAUGCAAGCGGAGAAGUUCCCCUCAGAACCAAACCGUUUACUCCUCUUACACGGGUUCUUGGAUGAGAAUGUUCACUUUGCACACACCAGUAUAUUGCUGAGUUUUUUAGUGAGGGCUGGAAAGCCAUAUGACUUACAGAUCUACCCCCAGGAGAGGCACAGCAUCAGAGUCCCCGAAUCUGGAGAACACUAUGAACUGCACCUGCUCCACUACCUUCAGGAGAACCUCGGAUCACGAAUUGCUGCUCUGAAAGUGAUGUAACCCUGACUCAUGUACACUCGGUGUACACUGUCUAACCAAACGAGGAGGGUUAGCCAAUAGAGAAGCCAGAGUUGAUGAACCUACUUUUGUACCCGCCACAUAAGAUCUACUUCUGAAAGUAAAUUUGGUGCCAUGCAGAAAUUUGCAGUUCAUGGAUAGUAAUCUAAUACCUUAACCAUGCACAUAGAACUGAGUGACAUGUUCCCAAGGGAUUGAGCAGGACCUGGGGAUACUGAACGAAUCAAGGCACCAGCGCCACAUAUUCAGAGUAGCCUACUUUCACUUUACUAGCAGUAUAAGCCUCUUGGACUUAAUUAGUGGACUUUACAGUAUACUCUAAAUGAGUUUGUUAAAAUAUGAUGGUAGUAGUGAUUGGUUUGGUUCAAUUCCAGGAUCUCUGACUAGUUAUGGAUUUGAUAGCACUUACGUCUAAUUGAAUAGCUUAUGCUUCGUCACUUGGGGUGUAUCCAGCAUGUCAUGAACUAAAUACUAUUAAGCUUAUGACUUUCCCAGUCAUUAAUAAUUUUUCAAGGAUAACUUGGUGGCCUCCUAAAGAUACUUACUUGGUUGGGCUCUGACCAGAUUUUUAACCAAUUUAAACAGCAUCUAGUGUAGGUAAUUCUCCUUUGCUGUGAUGGUGUGAUGGAGUGGGAGUUUCUUUUACAUAAAGACAAGUAACUAUGUAGCAUGAGUUUAAUCACAAGUCUCAAGAUGUUGACAAUUAUAGGCAAAACAUUUUUAAUCAAAUUAUUUGAGAGCUUGAAAAUUAGCAAGUUUUUUCUCCUUUUAGGAACAGAACAUGUACACAUUGUAUUCUGAAAAUGUAAUAAUGGUGCCGCUUCCUUCUGGCCUUUCCUUUCUUAAAGUGCUCCCUAGUUUCCAGGAGGUAAAAAGGUUACAGAGGGAAGGGACCCUGGUGCAGGGAGUGGCCAGGUAAGACCAGGUAGCAAGGCUCUGCUUCACCAGAAACAUCCAUGAGAAAAUCCAGGGUAGGUGUUAACCCUGAGCGGCAGGAGCCAGAACUGGCAUGCCAAGCUCUGCCAGCACAGCUACAGGGUCAGUCUUUGGAGCGGUUACUUUUAUAAUUCCAACUUUUUGUUAUUUUUCCUUUUAACUUUAAAAACCUUACAAAUCUAAACUUUAACUUUUUUAUUUGAAUGUAAUUUAGAUAUCACUAGCUUAAAAUAAAAAGGUUUCCAGGCCACUUCUUUGCCGUAAGCUGAUCCCUGACAAACCAUGGCACUCUUUGUGUUGGAAGCCUAUCGGCCAUUACAUUCUCUUGCUUCAGCCUUCCUGCUUGACUAUGAAGGGAUGCAUGAGCUUUCAAGUGCUGGCUGGCAUCUGCCCUUAGGGCCUUCCAGUAUUAGAUGGGUCCCACUGCAGCCAGACAUCUGUGGGUUUGACCCUCAAUCACAAACCCCAGUGUUUAGACAGUUACUAUAACUUAAAAAUCACCCCAAGAAAAGUCACUGUGUUUCUUUCUCACUGCCACAUCAGGUCCCUUUCCAAGAGUGCACAGUGAGGACAGGGACUGCCAGAAUAGAGGUGGGUGCUUUGGGAAGCCUGGAGAUAAAUGGCAAGUGACCAUGGGAAGGGAGGGCUGGGUUUGCCAGCUGUGUAUUUAUGCUGUAUGAUAGAUCCCACACUUUUCUUAUUGUCUGUCUAUUUUGACGUUCAUGCUUAUGACAUUUUCUUGUGCCAAAAUUUGUUUAUAUUUUUCAAGUUAAAUUAAACUGAUUUGGGUAACUUUCCUUCCCCUACAAAGUA
Molecule: messenger RNA, 5731 nt
Organism: Mastomys coucha (southern multimammate mouse)
Lineage: Eukaryota; Metazoa; Chordata; Mammalia; Rodentia; Muridae
Gene: Dpp8
Product: dipeptidyl peptidase 8
Exons: 21
Coding region: 1286-3964 (892 amino acids)
Biological process (GO): proteolysis
Molecular function (GO): dipeptidyl-peptidase activity; serine-type peptidase activity
Source: RefSeq, a predicted model, not a curated record